This is a messenger RNA of Aureobasidium pullulans EXF-150, 1139 nucleotides long. RefSeq lists its product as uncharacterized. The record is from RefSeq and is a predicted model, not a curated record. Lineage: Eukaryota; Fungi; Ascomycota; Dothideomycetes; Dothideales; Saccotheciaceae. Gene Ontology annotation, molecular function: protein binding. The transcript has a single exon. Bases 81 to 950 code for a protein of 289 amino acids.
CUUGAACUUAAGGCUUCUGUCUUCCUUCCAUCACAACUACCUCGUCACCUAAGAAUCAAUUCAAGAAAAUCAUCACAACAAUGGCAUCCUAUUCGACAGCUCAAGUGCCCGGAGACGAACCUCCCCCAUACUCCAAGAGUGACCCCACUCCUCACAAGACCCGCAAUGGAAUCCCUCCAGACCAUCGCCGUUCGAUGGAAGAUGCCAGCCGUGAAGUCCCCCAAGGCUGGAUCAGACAGUACGACCCUCAGAGCAGCCAUCAAUUCUACGUCGACACACACACUGAGCGCGCCAUCUGGCAUCACCCCUACGAUGACGACGAGUACAUGGCUUCCUUGUCGCCCGAACAGCGUGCCCGUAUCAGAGGUCUGAGUCGUGUCCCCACCGACGCCGAUAUCAUCGCCGAAAGUUCAGACGAUGAGAACCACGACCCCAGAGGCCCACCUCAGCGUCAGGACUCCAACCCCAGCGGCAUGAAGAAGUUCGGCCGCAAGAUCAAGGACAAGGUCACAUCGAGCACUCACCAGGAACGCGAAGCCCAGCGGAAGAAGCGUGCCGAGGAGGAGCAAAAGGCAUACCAACGUCAUCUCGCUCUACGUCAAGCUAUGCAAAAGGCCGUUCAAACCGGUCAACCUCAGCUCAUUGGCAAGGACCGUGAAGGCCGCGAUUGCUAUCUCACUCCUCCUCAAGGCGUGCAAGGCCAGCAGUACAACCAGAACAACACUCGUAUGAUCAAUCCUUUCGGUCCUCCGAUGGGCGGCGGCAUGAUGGGUGGUGGUAUGAUGGGUGGAGGUGGCAUGUACGGUGGCCCAAUGGGAGGAUACGGAAUGUACGGUCGUCCCGCUUACGGCUACUCUCGUCCUUAUGGCUACGGUUACGGAGGUGGUCUAGGUCUGCCAAUCAUGGGAGGUCUUGCUGGUGGAGCACUUCUCGGCGGCUUGCUCUUCUAGUCGUCACUGGCCUAGCUGCACAACUCUUAACGACGUAAUGAUCGAUAGCUUGAGAAUGAUACCCUAAGCAUUACCCAAUAAUUAGCAAGUAUAUCAAAAGCUCCCAACUUGAACACCACAACAGUUGGCACAAGUAAGAAUGUUGGUUCCGACAUCCAGCGAAUCAAUUUUUACACAACUUCUCACACG